AUGCAGCUGCUGAUUCCUUUUCCCCUCCUCCGCGUUCCCUCCUCCCUCUGGUUCUACUUCAUCGCAAACAAUGACGAAGAGGACUCGCAGUCAUCGGAGAGGGCAGAGAGUGAGCUUUACAGCACGCCCUCCUUCAACACGGUCGAGGAGUUCUGGAGUAUCUACGACCAUCUCGUCAGGCCAAACGAGAUGUCAACCAACUUCGACUGCUGCUUGUUCCGGGAUGGGAUCAAACCGUUUCCCGACGACCCGGCGAACAUGGGAGGAGGGAAGUGGACGCUGAGGUUGAGGAAGGGUCUGGCGUCGAGGUUUUGGGAGGAAGUCAUUCUAGCGUGCAUCGGCGGAGCUCACAACAUGAGUCAGGAUUUCUGCGGAGCAAUUGUGACGAGCCGGCCAGAGGAGGAUGUUCUCUCAGUAUGGUGCGAUCACCGGUGA
Molecule: messenger RNA, 435 nt
Organism: Guillardia theta CCMP2712
Lineage: Eukaryota; Cryptophyceae; Pyrenomonadales; Geminigeraceae
Exons: 7
Coding region: 1-435 (144 amino acids)
Biological process (GO): translational initiation
Cellular component (GO): eukaryotic translation initiation factor 4F complex
Molecular function (GO): RNA 7-methylguanosine cap binding; translation initiation factor activity
Source: RefSeq, a predicted model, not a curated record